This is a messenger RNA of Papaver somniferum (opium poppy), 1227 nucleotides long. RefSeq lists its product as uncharacterized. The record is from RefSeq and is a predicted model, not a curated record. The coding region runs from base 1 to 1227 and encodes 408 amino acids. The transcript has 4 exons. Lineage: Eukaryota; Viridiplantae; Streptophyta; Magnoliopsida; Ranunculales; Papaveraceae.
AUGGAUAGAAAUAAGUCCAAACCCUUAGAUAGCUCUAGGUCUGGAAUGUAUGUGCUGAGUGAGGAAGAUGAUUUGAAUGCUAAAAUUGCUAGCUUGCAUAGGAAAGUUGAUGAUAUUCAGAAACCAAAUUUAGUUAAGGUAGCUGACUCGGUAGAACAUGCUUGUGGUAUUUGCGAAAGUAUGGAACACUACACUAAGGAUUAUCCUACAAUCCCAUCAUUUCAAGAAGUGGAGAAAGGGACAUUGCCUGCCCAAACUCAACCUAACCCGAAAGGCCAGUAUGAAGCUAAUAAUGCUAAUAUUGAACAAGCUAAGGUUGUUACAACACUUAGAAAUGGUAAGGUGAUAGAGACUCCGAUGAAGGUAAACGAACCUGAGAAGUCUCCAAAACCCAAGGGUGGUGACUGUCACAGUGAUACUGAAAAUGAAAAUUUUGAUGUUGAUAAGAAAAUGCAUGCUCCAUUUCCUCAUCGUUUAUUGUCUACUAAACCAUUGGCUGAUAAUAAGGAUAUUCUUGAUAUUUUGCACGUAUGCCAAGUUCAUAAAGGAUCUUUGCACCAUCAAAAGGAAGAACAAUGUGCAAAAAAAGGCAUUCCUCACGGAACAGGGAAUUUCGUGAUCAAACAAGCACUUUUGGAUUUGGGAGCUAGUGUAAACCUCUUACCGUUCUCGGUGUAUGAGCAGUUGGGCUUAGGUGAAUUAAAACCCACCCCAGUCACUUUACAACUUGCGGACAGAUUAGUUAAAGUAGCGAUAGGGGUAGUUGAAGAUGUGUUAGUUCAAAUCGAUAAAUUUUACUAUCCAGUGGAUUUUAUUAUUUUGGAUACUCAACCUGUGGUUAAUGCUAGUAAUGAAAUACCUAUCAUCUUAGGUCGUCCUUUCCUUGCAACUGCCAAUGCUUUGAUAAAUUGUCCAAACGAUAUAAUGAAUCUUUCGUUUGGGAAUAUGACCGUUGAAUUAAAAAUCUUUGAUACAUGUAAAUAUCCGAGUGGCGGUGAUGAUAUCCAUGAGGUUAGCAUGAUUGAAACUAUUGUGCAGGAAAAGCUAUCUUAUCUAGAAGCUAAGGAUGCUUUAGAAGCCAGUCUUCUUAACCUUUUGGAUUUCGAUGAGGAUGGAUCCAUUGAAGAAGUCAAUUCCUUACAUCCCCAUUACUGGAUACAGAUAAGUGGCGGUCUAAAUUUGAAUAACUUCCAAUCAGUGAGACCAAGCCACUACCCUUAUCCAUAG